AUGGUAACAAACAGUCUAAGAGGCAACCGUUGGAUCUGGUUUGUCUUGGUCAUUCUUUUCUUGGUAGCAUUAGCUAUUUGUGGCAUGAUUGUGUUAUCAUUAAUUCCAAUUUUUCUACCGGAUUCAAGUUCAGAUCCUGUAGAGCAGUACGAAUCAAUUACGGUUAUAUAUGACCUGCCAAAUAGAUUGGACAAUGAACUAAUUAAUAUUCGUCAUGAUCAACUUAACGAUGUUCAAAACAUGGUAUUCGAGCAGCUGUUGAACACAAUACUUGCAAAUGACCGACACACGCAAAAUGUUCAGCUAAGUACUGUUAAAGGAAUUACCAACGGCACUGAUCAACAGCAAAAGACUGAAAAUAUUACAUUGGAAAAAUAUGCUGUGGUAGUAAAGAAAAAUGCAAUCCAUGCUCUUCCACAGAGUGUACUGGCAACUAAAAGUUUGGUACGCUUGGUGAGAGGUAUAAGUGGUCAACCGAAAGAUACCACGAGUCAGCUUUAUCUCAGUGGUGUAUUGAUUUUUCUUAAUGGCUGUUCAAGAAGUUGUCGACUCAAAAUCCUUGGUUACAUGCAAAACGAAUUAUUGCUGAAUAUUGAUGUUGAAAGAGAAACUUAUAUGCAAAUCUUCAGGGUUGCUAACACCACUACAUUCACAACAUCAGGCGAAGCAACAACUAAAAUAAUGAUGAACACAACAACCACAGCUACUUCUACAACUCUAGUGACAACAUCACCAAAUAAAUCGUCGUAUUUUCUAUCAGAAGCCGAUAUUACUCUGUUAAAUGUGGAUGAAAAUCAAUUUAAUGAAUUAAAUAAAACAAUAGUCUUACAACUAUCGUCUCCCAUACUCGAUACAAACAAUUAUACAGUAUUUGCCAAUGAAAACAAUAUCGUUAAUAAUACAAAUACUACAAGCAGUAUCACGAUCUUUGAGCAAUUUGCAGCUGACUACGUAUUAAUUUCUCUGUUCGCCAUAGACAUAAACGGAUUUCCAAUAUUUGCGUCAUUCGAUUUAUAUUUUGGUAGUAUUUCAAUGCCAGUUCGAGUCGUGUUUUCGAAUGGAACAGCUGCUGCAGGUGUGACUGUAACUGCAAAUCUCACUGACUCUCCCCGCGUAAGCCAAGCUGGAGUUACAGAUGGAAAUGGUUCGAUUACUUUCAAAAAUGUGCCACUGCGGACGAUUUCUCUGCUUGCUCGUACAAAAGACAACUUAAUCGGCUUCACGGGAGUGGCAGCUUCAACAAAGAUAACUACAAUCGUUCUGAGUUCAACUGACAACGCUGAUACUUUAACUAAGAGUGUUAUUUUCGAUAAGUAUCAACGGGAGAUAAUGAUCAAUGCAAGUGUAUACAAUUCAAAACAAGGUUACAGCAGCAAAUUUAGCGUACCAGGUUUUACAAUCACGACAGCCGGUGAAGGGCUCACUAGCACUUUCAGACAAUUUAUGACCGACGCGAAUAGUACUAAAAUUUAUGUUCGCUAUAAAUUCGUAACUUCAGAAGUGCCAGGUGGUUACUUCGGAUCGAGAUACAAUGAUUAUUACAGCGUUAGUAUUCGCUCUGAAAGUGGACAGUUUGAGAGUAUCUCUCAAAGUAUGAAUGCACUGGGUCUUGGAGCGUUUGAUUACGCAUCGGGUGCCACGGAUUGGCUUGUGCUAGCGCUCUCGUUGAGCGGGAAACCAGAACUAAUACGUAUUGAUGUAGGUGUGGCCAAUGUUGGAGAUAGUGCGUUUCAGUCUUCUGUGGUUGUGGAUCAAAUCAGUGUCGACAAAUACGAAAAGUGCGAUGACUGCGUGAAAUGUAAAUCAGAUCCAAUGUGUGAAAAUACUUGCAAUAAUCCUCCAAUAAAAAGUUGUAAUUUUUAUACCAACUGCAUGGAAAAGAAAGUCAGCUGCGGACCGGAUGGAUACGCCAUCGGGUAUGGAUCGAAAUUUUGUAAUAAAUUUGCUCACAAUCUGGCAACCUUCACGAGUAGUGGAGUGACAUGGGUGUACACAACGAUGAAUUGUCUACAAAAGGCCCUAGUCUCACCUCUAAAAAAUUGUGAAGACAACUGUCAAGUAUUAAGACAAAUUGCAUUUGACUCACAUCCAUCAUGUUACAACUUGGCACCAGGAGUGUGUAGUUUACGUUUUUCUGAUUGGGCUGCGAUAUUUAGCAUAGUGGGCAAUGACUUAUUUACAUUGGAAGGCCUGACUCAAGCUACGAAAACAAUACCCGGUUGCUCAUCAAGUUCAUCUCGAUUCAAUCAACAGCAAAUUCAACUUCAAACAACACAACAUUGA
Messenger RNA from Rotaria socialis, 2283 nucleotides. Lineage: Eukaryota; Metazoa; Rotifera; Eurotatoria; Philodinida; Philodinidae. The record is from the annotation of a GenBank genome assembly.